AUGAGCGACGAAAGACAACGUGAAACUCCUUUAAGGUCGGUUUCUUUAGAGAAUUUGAGACCAAAAUCAGGUACCCGAAAGAAACUUAAGUUCAUCGAUGAUACGGUUACGAAGCACCACAAAUCACGUUCAUUUGGCAGGAACGAUAAUGAGGACGAAAUUUUGAAAGACUUGAAUGAAAUGCUUCGAACGAAACUACGUAUUGACACAACGAUUGAAGGCCAAUUGAGGAAAUUACCUAGUACACCAUCAGCGGAUCAGGAGAGCUUUAUAAAAAGAUCAGGAAUUGAUGGCAAUGUCAUAACAGUCGCAUACGACGAUCCUUCCAGGGAAGAUCAGUCAGAUGAGGACGAGAACAUUAGUGAUUCAUCAGAUCAGGAGGAAACAAAUGGACUGGAUGAAAAUGCAAAUGAGGAUGACGACGACUUCACCAAUGUCGACGAAAUAGAUGGACCCAUUUCCGCAAAACAGAAGGAAGUAGCAAACGGAAAACUGCACUCGAUGCCUGAAGUUGAUUACAACUUACCAGUAGACUCGGAUCUUCAGGAGGAUUUAGAUAGGAGAGCAGCAGAGAUUGAAAAGUCAUCAAAGUUCGAGCCUGUAUCACUCCCAAGAGUAGAGUGGAACCUGCAGAGCUUUUACAGCUUAAUGAACGACAUACCACUCUGGUUUUGUUCUUCGAAUUUUUCCUACUUCCCAUUUGCCAAGGACUAUUUCGAUCGAUCGGUUCAGUAUCCAAUUCAAUUUCUUAACGAUUCUAGUUACGCAGAAAAAAUUAUAGCAGAGCUGAUAGAAAAUGUAGUGCAAGGAGAUCUUUCGUGCCUGUCAGCAUUAUGUUAUAUAUCGAUGGGUACAUUCGGUAUGGUGGACACUAACGAAAUUCAACUUGAGAAUAUUAGAAGAAAUAAUCUACUAUUGUGCAGAAAGUUGAAGGAGCUCAUAGCCGCUUUCCAAAAAAUUGCUAUCCAUUGCCGAGAUGAUAAUAGUAACUUGAAAUAUCAAACAACGAUGCUCUUUUAUUCAAGUACAAUCAUUUUUUUUCUUGUCAACGUUUGCAUCGAACAAAGGGUCGAAAGAAAGGAACAAGUUCUCAAAGUGAUUGAUAUUAUCGAUGAAUCGCAUCUUUUGCAAUUUUUAACUCGUUAUAUCGAACAUUGGAGAUGGAAUAGUCGUCUUUCCAUGAGAAUACGAAAUAUCAUUACAUUGUUAUUCAAAUUGCUUAUCCUUCAAUUUGGAGAUAAAAAUGAGUAUAAAACCACAAAAAGUUAUUUGUUUAAAUUCCAUGAGCUAAAGCAUCAGCACGAUAAGAAUUCUAAAAGAUGCACCAUCUCUCCUUUGCAUUAUGAAGCAUUUAGAGAAGAUAUCACUGCACGUUUCCCUGAUUAUGAUUCACCGGCUGUGAUCUUGCCGACAGAUGGUGACAAUUCAAACUCUUUAUCACAGUUUUUAGAGAUCACAAGAUCAAAAGUUAAGAACCCUAUCAACUUAACCCUAGCGGUUCCAGAGCAGCAUAUAGCAACCCCGGCACCUUCGCCUCCUCAAUCACCAAGCAUAAAUCACAUGAGCGAUUACUCAAGAUCCCGAAAGUCCUUUCAGACCAAUAUGGCAUAUCCAUGCCUUUACCCCUCGGAUGAUGAAGAUAGCGAUACUUUUCUAGCAGAGAAGGCAUCUUGCUUUGACAAUGAUGCUAAAAGAAAGGCUAGUAAAAAUACAUGUACAGAUGUACCCUUCAGCAUACAGGAAGCAACCAAAAUUUUGUCGGAAAAUUUAGAACUUAAACUAAGCGUCAAGCAAUUAUGGCAUGAACGUAAAUUAUUCAUGAUGACAGAAAGAGGAUGGCAGCACGACCAUUCACAAGAUCCUUUCAAUUAUUUGAGAAUGGAAAACACGGAUGAAAUAGAGGCUAUUGACAUAAUGAAAAGAGUGGAUUCAUUUUACAAAGAUUGUCUAUCCGGUUUAAAUUCUCUUGUUUUCGUUCUACUGCAAACUAUUGAGUCCAACCUAAGCAACGUUGACUAUAAAAAGACAGAUUUCGACGAAAAUAAUCCGAUAGAUGCGAUAAUGCCUCGUCUAGAAAUAACGAGAACCAAAGAAAUAUCAAUGGAGUCCUCUACCGGCAUAUUAUUUCUUUUACUGAAAUGGUUUAAGUUGAACCAUGUUUUGAAGUUUGAACAUUUUGCCGUACUUCUCAAUGAUUCAAAAUACGUCCACAUUUGCUCUACACUACUGAGCAAAUACUCAGACCAUUACACAGAUAAAGUUUUUAAUGAAACAGCGGCGUCCAAUUGCUCCUUUUGGAGACACUGCUCGCUAUACAAAGAGGCUUACACCAUAUCUUUUUCGCAAGUUGACGAGUCGAAGCUUUCUAAUGAAUAUAAUGUCACAUUUCUAUCGUCAAUUGCUUAUCUCCUCAAAGUUUUGAGAAAAAUCAUUGGAAAUAAAACUGAACGCUUGAAAGAGCUACCAUUGACUAUCGGAGUCCUAUUCAAAAAGUAUUACAGAGUGUUCAACCUAGAUGUGUAUCGGCCAAUACUAAGAAUUAUUAAAGAGUUGACUCCCUUUAAGAAUAAAAGAUGGAAAUCGGAACAUAUGGAGCUGAUAUCUGGUGUUUUCCUGUACGAAAGGCUCGAAUUAAUUGAUAAUUGGGUUACGGGUAAAGAUAUUUCUGGAGAAUUAAGUGACGCAUGCGGUCAAGAAAUAGCUCUGAGAGCCUUAUUGCAGUUUUAUAAUUUCUCUCAUUAUGAGUCGUCCAUGGAGGAUCUCGGUUAUUGUGAGAAAUCCAAGCCUAAUCUUUCCCUUUUAAAUAAAGAAGCAGAGUAUUUAGGAAUAUAA
This is a messenger RNA of Zygotorulaspora mrakii, 2832 nucleotides long. RefSeq names its product Far11p (gene FAR11). The coding region runs from base 1 to 2832 and encodes 943 amino acids. Gene Ontology annotation, cellular component: cytosol. NCBI's taxonomy places the organism in Eukaryota, Fungi, Ascomycota, Saccharomycetes, Saccharomycetales, Saccharomycetaceae. Gene Ontology annotation, biological process: cytoskeleton organization. The record is from RefSeq and is a predicted model, not a curated record. The transcript has a single exon.